GGUAGGUAACUGUGCGCAGAAAUUUUGAAGUGCAAGGUACCUAUCUAUCUACCUUAGGUAAGCAGUAUCUUAUCUAACAGACAGGUACGUAUCUUGCAGGGUGUCCAUGCACAUUCAUGCCAUUCAUUCCCCAUGAUUUCUUUCAGCUGCUGCUCUCGUCUAGAGAAAAAACAACACCCGCCUCACCAGCAGCCGUCACAGACACGAUGUGUGCAAUGGCAUCAUCACCUCCACGAACACCGAUAGAUAUUCGCGACAAUGACUUUGAAUCUCUUUCAAUCGCCUCAAUCAUUCGAUCACACCCCCAUGAGCGUCUCUUCGUGAGGCCCCUGCACUGGACAUUGCGUCACGUCAACGACCUGCUAGGCUGCAGCUUCAUCCACCACAAAUCAUCACCUCCAUUGUCGCGCCUUUCUCCUCCAUCGUCGCCAAACCGCAAGCUUGAUUCCAGCACCGUUUUGCGUGCUCAAACUACGACCGGUAUUGAUGUCUCAUCUCCCAAAGUCGUACCUCGGCCUCACCCGUCCCCCAACGACCAGCACGUCAGGAUUCUGGCUCAAGGCCGGUCAUUGUUCGCCAAGGCAGCUGCCCUGUCGGCCCUCGUGUCAAACGGCCCUGCUGCCCUUGAGCGAACAAGUAAACAACUCAUCUUUCACUUCGACGGGCAUUCAAUUCCCAUGCCAGCCUCCAUCUUCUCUCGCCCACAACCAACCCUUCCUCCCGGUGGCACACUGCCCAUACUUGCUUUCUUGCAUCGUCUUGAUAUCCAACGCAGCCGCGAGGCCUCCCUGGAGUACAUCCUUUGCCCACCACCAAGCCGUCGGCCCAGUAGUCCCACCGCGCGACUCUACGACAAAAGGCUCGCACAAACCACCCCCUCCGACCCGCUGCAGGAUCCCUAUAUCCUGGCCAUGCUCAUCGCCCUCGCCCAAUCCCAGCAGCGCCAAUAUGCUCGAGCUCGUCUGCUCUCCACGACCCAAAGCUUCCAGGUAUGUCUGUCGCCUCUGCUGUCGCGCUCAUCCAUCGCCCAUGGACUUACCCCAACUCUGGCCACGCAGGUUCAUGUCAUCGUGAGCGAUACCAAGGUCAAGUCGCACCUUGUCCUAUACACUGCCGACGUGCCUUCCGUCUUCCUCGACAGACUUACAAGCCCACACAAGCGUCCCCACGCCGCCCACCAUCUCGCUAUCCGCUCGAUCGAUAUCCCCUUCCAACCGUACUCGUCGUUUCUGGAACGACUAACGCAAACGGUGGUCCCCCCGAGUCCGAAGCGUUCCUGAGACUUGGACCCAUCGGAUGAGAACGCAAGGACUAACAAGCGCAGGAAGAUGGCAUGAGGAGAAGGAAGGAACAGCGACAAGGCACAAUAAUGAAUACCUUCAUCUCACGAUUGGAACGGUGGAUACGGCAUGUGCGGAUACUGCAAAAUGACGGGUUUGGCUUCAUUGUUCGGCGUAAUCAAGAUACCCAUUCUGUUUUUUUUUUUCUUCGCUACAUAGCGGCGGCCGCCCACUAGGCUGGACACUGCCAAAGUUCGCUCAUCGCCCAAGACACGAUUCUGUACGAGACUUGGGGGACGGGGGGGGCGAAGGCU
This is a messenger RNA of Colletotrichum navitas, 1594 nucleotides long. RefSeq lists its product as uncharacterized. The transcript is spliced from 2 exons. The record is from RefSeq and is a predicted model, not a curated record. Lineage: Eukaryota; Fungi; Ascomycota; Sordariomycetes; Glomerellales; Glomerellaceae. Bases 117 to 1280 code for a protein of 387 amino acids.